UAGGCUCAUUUUUAUUUCGUAACGUCAAUGAGCAGUAAGUAAACAGAAAAAAAAUUUCGUAAAAUUCAAGUGGUUGCACAAUGUCCAACCUUCAAGAUGUACCGCUCGCAGAGCCAGAGAAUAUACCACCGCCCACAGAGCAACAGAAUGUGACUGGCAACAAAAGCAAUUCGCUGAAGCGCUUCUUCAAGAUGGGCAAAAAGUCCGCUUCCAGCCAGGACAUCAAUGCCGAUGCCUGCGAAGUGGUGGUGGAGGAUCAGGAGGGCAUCAAAGAUCCGGCCAAGCCGCGCACAAUUAGCCGCUUGUUGACACGAUUGAAGGGCGCCAACAAAACAGGCGACUUGCCAGCUACAGAAGCAACGACUGAGCCCGCAUCGGGCUCGAAUCCUCCAGUUGUUGAGGAAGUCAGCGAGAGGGUAGCGCCAACUCCGAAUGCCAAGCCCACAUUGAAGACAUCGAUCUCAAGCUAUUGGAAGCUGCUGUUUCAUCGCCAGAAGGCAGCAAAUCGACAGGGUGCAGAUGCAGAUGCUGCUGGAGAGCAACCGACAAUCGAACCUAAAGAAAUGCAACAGCAGCAGCAGAAGUUGGUGCAGCAGGAGCAGCAAACUGAUCCCAUUAAGGCGGAAGAUGCUUACACAGUGACGCCGGCAACAUCGAAACAGGAUCUCGAAGCAAUGGUGCCACAAAAGUUGACCGAACUGAAGACGGCGAGUCACUGCAUACCCCAGAUUUUGGAGGAGGUGCAAGUGCUUCCAAUCUCCGAUGAGAUUGUCGAUCCGACGCUGGAGGAAGCCAUUGAAAAUUAGGUUGAAAAUUUUGCCAACUAUGCGAGCAAAAAAUAGAAAUUAGUUGAAUGUUAUUUGAUUUUGACAAAGCGCUUGCCAACCUUCUGCCCAAUUAUUGAUUACACUUUAUCGGAAGACUCUCUUCUCUCUCUCACACACACAUAAGCACACACACAACGACGUAACACUUUCACACUAGUUUCAUCAGCUGCAGCAGUUAAGCUUUGCAUCAAAUUGUGAGUGCUUAAUAAAGCAUUUAUCAAGCGUAUAUCGAUUAUA
Molecule: messenger RNA, 1064 nt
Organism: Drosophila albomicans
Lineage: Eukaryota; Metazoa; Arthropoda; Insecta; Diptera; Drosophilidae
Exons: 2
Coding region: 81-806 (241 amino acids)
Source: RefSeq, a predicted model, not a curated record